AUGUCUAUCGCCUGCUACUUCAUCAAAAAGCGUUCCCAAUCAUCAGCACCAAUCUCCGCACAUCAAAUGCAUAACAGGUCACAGAACUGGCAACGAAAUUGCAACAUGUCCGAGAUAACCGCCAAAGGAUCAAGGCAGGCCGGUCCCGGUAAGGAAUACAAGACGACAGGCGUCCUCGCUCCGUGGGGCGAGCCGGCGUGGUUCCAUGCUCUGGAGAGUCCCUACUACAAUGACUCUCACCGGCGGUUCCAGACGUACGUACGAGACUUUGUCGACACUCACUUGCUUCCCUACGCGCAGGAAUGGGAGGCAGCUGGGGAAGCCCCUCUAUCAGCGAGGUUGAAGUUUGCCAAGUCCGGUCUUGCUUUCCUCGAUGUCCCAAAAGAGUACCGACCCAAGGAACUCAUGACUGUUGCGGGUAUUGCGUUCGACAAGCUGGAUGUCUUUCACGAGCUGAUUCUCAUGGACGAGAUGGCCCGCAUGCCCAGUGGGGUCCCCCUCGCUCUGGCGGGGGCAUCCAAUGUGGGUGCGCCGCCCAUCUUUGCUGCCGGGACUGAGGAGCAGAAGAGACGAUGGCUUCCUGGUCUCUUUACCUGGGAGACUAGCUUCUGUCUCGCCAUCACGGAGCCCACGGCCGGCAGUGAUGUGAGCGCCAUCCGGGCUGCUGCAGAGAAAGCUCCCGACGGCAAACACUAUGUCGUCAACGGCCGCAAGAAGUGGGUUACGGGAGCACCUUGGGCAACCCACAUGACCACCGCCGUCCGAAUGGGCGAGCCAGGGCGGAGUGGUAUCUCGCUGCUGGUCGUGCCUUUGAACUCCCCCGGUGUCACGAUCAGGAAGAUCCACAAUUCCGGGCACAACGCCGGUGGUUCCUCAUGGGUCGUAUUGGAAGACGUGAAGGUGCCAGCUGAUAACUUGCUGGGCAAAGAGAACGGGGCGUUCCCUAUCAUCAUGCGAAACUUCAAUAAGGAGCGCUUCAUCCUCACAGUGGACUGCAACAGACAAGCCCGAAUAUGUCUUUCGGAGGCACUGCAGCACGCACAUGAUCGAGAGACAUUUGGAAAACCUCUCGCCUCGAAUCAGAUUAUACGGCAUAAGCUGGCGGCGCUUGCUCGCGAGGUCGAGGGCCAUUGGGCGUGGCUGGAGCAAAUUGCCUACCACGUCCAUAUUCACGGCUGGCAGACCAAGGACGUUGCAAGCAGAAUUGCGUUGGCAAAGAUCCAAGGCGGCAGGAUCGUAGAGCAAGCCGUUAGAGAGAGCCAGCAAAUCCACGGCGGAAUAGGCUACGAAAAGGGGGUGACCAUGACGGAGCAGAUUUCUCGGGACCUCCGUUUGAAAGUCAUUGGUGGGGGGAGUGAGGAGAUUCUGAGUGACCUUGCGUGGCGCGAGGAGCACAAACGAGCUUCUGAUCGAGGCGCGAAACUCUAA
Molecule: messenger RNA, 1428 nt
Organism: Colletotrichum lupini
Lineage: Eukaryota; Fungi; Ascomycota; Sordariomycetes; Glomerellales; Glomerellaceae
Product: acyl-CoA dehydrogenase domain-containing protein
Exons: 3
Coding region: 1-1428 (475 amino acids)
Molecular function (GO): flavin adenine dinucleotide binding; acyl-CoA dehydrogenase activity
Source: RefSeq, a predicted model, not a curated record